AUGGAUCCCUCCCCGAUGUGGCAUGGGACACUGCCAGCCAACAGCGAUUUGUUUGUGCAGGAUGCUGAAGCUGAUUGGGAGUUCAAGUCGGAGGAGGCUCUUGAUUUUGUUCAUGGUCGUGCCAUGGGAGCGAGUAUCGCCGACUGGCCCGGCCUCUACAAAGACACCAUGAAGCACCUGAAGCCAGGAGGCUGGGCCGAGGUGCAAGAAUACGAUGCGUGGAUCUAUUCCGACACGGACCCCAAGAUGGAACAGGCUCCCAACAUCGACCAAUUGCAGCAGCUUUGCGAUGAGGCAUCCAAGAAGCAUGGCAAGCACUUCAACAACUCAGAGUUUCAGAAGCAGUGGAUGAUAGAUGCCGGGUUCACAAAUGUGCAGGAAGUUGUGUUCAAGACUCCCAUCGGCAGCUGGGCGAAGGACCCUGAGCUGAAGGAAGUCGGCAAGAAGGAACGCAAGAAUUUGAUCGCAUGCGUGGAGUCGUUCGCCUUGGCUCCUCUUACUAGGAUCAUGGGUUGGUCGGCCACGGAUGCACACUCGCUGACAGCGAAGAUCAGGAACGAGUUCCGUGAUCCGAACUUGCGGAUGACUUCUGUGUAUCGCUAUGUCUAUGGGCAGAAGCCGAGUGAAUAA
This is a messenger RNA of Fulvia fulva, 630 nucleotides long. Its product is annotated as Methyltransferase pytC. The record is from RefSeq and is a predicted model, not a curated record. Bases 1 to 630 code for a protein of 209 amino acids. Lineage: Eukaryota; Fungi; Ascomycota; Dothideomycetes; Mycosphaerellales; Mycosphaerellaceae. The transcript is spliced from 3 exons.